Messenger RNA from Capsicum annuum, 330 nucleotides. RefSeq lists its product as uncharacterized. Bases 1 to 330 code for a protein of 109 amino acids. Gene Ontology annotation, biological process: chromatin remodeling. Gene Ontology annotation, cellular component: nucleus. The record is from RefSeq and is a predicted model, not a curated record. Lineage: Eukaryota; Viridiplantae; Streptophyta; Magnoliopsida; Solanales; Solanaceae. The transcript is spliced from 2 exons.
AUGGAAUACGCGAGUGCUUACGCACCACAACUGGACUUGGACGAGAAGGUCAAAAGCACACUUGGACGAGAUAUCCCUCACACAGAGAAGAAAUUCUUUGGAGAAGAUUUAAAUGGCCACACCGAGACAACUUCGAUGGGCUACAAUGAUGUGCAUAGUGAUCUCGGUUUUGGGAAUAGAAAGGAGUUUCGCUUUUGGAUUUUGCAAGAGCUUUUUGAUUUGGUGAUAGCAGACUCGAGGAAGGAGAAGCACUUGGUCACCUUUCAUAAUACGGUGGCAAAGACUCAAAUCGAUCUACUCCUAAGGAAGAGUGAUAAGAGGUUUAUAUAG